Molecule: messenger RNA, 1467 nt
Organism: Ochlerotatus camptorhynchus
Lineage: Eukaryota; Metazoa; Arthropoda; Insecta; Diptera; Culicidae
Exons: 2
Coding region: 1-1467 (488 amino acids)
Biological process (GO): proteolysis
Molecular function (GO): aspartic-type endopeptidase activity
Source: RefSeq, a predicted model, not a curated record
AUGGAUGAUGAGCAUAACCGCAAUCUGGGCCCGGGAAAUCAGCCAGCACCAGGAAUCAGCGGACAACGAGUUCAGCAACCACCUGGAGUGAACACCCAGCGCACCGGAUCGCAGCAGAAUCAUCACCCACAGCCAAAUCCUUCGCAUCCAGCUCCAAAUCCGCAACCGGCACCAACCGAAGCAAUUUUCGCCCACCUUUUCCAACAGCAGCAGACUUUCGCACACCAGCUCAUGCAGCAACAGCAGGAGUUCAUGCAGCAGCAGUACCUCCAAACCCUGAUGAUGAUCCUGGAUUCGCUGGCGAACAACAUUAAAGAGUUUUGCUACGAACCAGAGGGAAGCGUCACGUUCGCUGCUUGGUACGCCAGGUACGACGACCUGUUUGAAAAAGAUGCUGCUCGCCUAGACGAUGAGGCCAAGGUCCGCUUGCUCAUGCGGAAACUGGGUGCUGCGGAACACGAGCGAUACGUAAGUUUCAUCUUACCGAAGGUUCCGAAAAACUAUCCGUUCGGUGACACAGUAAAAAAACUGAAAACGCUUUUCGGUGCUGUCGAGUCCGUUGUAAGCAAACGGUAUCGCUGUUUGCAAAUUGCAAAGCAACCUACCGAAGAUUUAAUUUCGUUUGCCUGUCGAAUCAACAAGAGCUGUGUUGAGUUCGAAUUGAGCAAGAUGACCGAAGAGCAAUUCAAAUGUUUGAUGUUUGUUUGCGGUCUGAAAUCGGAGGGAGAUAGCGAAAUACGAACAAGAUUGCUUUCGAAGAUAGAGGAGCGGACGGACGUCACACUCGAACAGCUGUCAGCGGACUGUCAACGAUUGUUGUGUCUGAAGCAUGAUACGGCAAUGAUCGAAUCGCCAACGUCAGCAGCAGUGCAGUUCGUCAAACGUAAGCAAUUCAACAAGUAUCCACCGAAGCCCAGCAUCGGAUCCGCUGGAACCGGAACGAAACAAGCCAGGAACGUGCCAGCAUCACCCUGCUGGAACUGUGGAGCAAUGCACUUUAACCGGGACUGCACGUAUAAGCAACACAAGUGCAACGAUUGCGGUCUCGUCGGCCAUCGUGAGGGGUAUUGCUCGAGCGUUCGGAAAAACCCCAAAUCAUCGGCUUUCAAGUCGAAAGGCCGACCGAAAACUGUCUCAACGAAAACAGUAAGUCUUCUGGUAAAUACCGUUAACAAAAAGCGUAGUUUCGUUCAAGCUCAAGUCAACGGAGUGGAUGUACGUCUUCAGUUAGACACUGGAUCUGACAUCAGUGUUGUGUCAAAGCGGAUCUGGGAGAAAGUUGGCAAGCCACCGAUAAUGCCAUCUACGGAACGAGCCGCAACAGCGUCAGGAGAUCCGUUAAAGCUACUUUUCAAGUUCGUCUGCACCGUAUCAAUCAACGGUGAGCAACGCCAAGCACAAUUCUACGUGGUGGAGAAGUCCCUUCAGCUGCUAGGGAUCGACAUGCUCGAUGCUUUCGGAUUGUGA